CUGCCAUGCCAUCGACACCGAAAUCAUAUUUCACUAUCUAUCACAAGUUAUCACGGAAGAAUCCCACAUGAUUUUAGAGGAGGAAAGAGACAACUUUGAGAAUUUCAAAGACUGCUUGUCGACUUCUGUCAUUCAGAAACUUGCGCCAACCAGUGGCAAACCCAAGAAGAAAAUCAAGGGCAGGAAGAAUGAGAUCAAGCCAGUCGCAAGGGUAGCAGACAGCAAUGGCGAUGCUGAGAACGAUGCAUCGGAGCUUGCAGAUUUCAUAGAGUACCUCGCCGAGGAGAUAUUUCUUAACCUUCCUUCUGAACUUCGGACACUUUCCUACUCAGUGGUGCAAGAUGACGCUGCUCUCAUAGAGAAGUAUGCUACGCCUGUGGAGAGCAGGCUGCUCGAAGACCUGGUCAAGCCUCUGCCGUUGACGGUGGCGGACUCUCUCGUCACAUACUCCCUCGUCACUGAGCCUUCAGACCUCGAUCGCUUCCUCGAAGGCCCUCUGAAUAGCUACAUUGCUUCGAUGGUAGCGCCGCCUCCCGAAUAUACGCCCUCAGUCGCAGCUUCGCGGCCGGAUGGUUGCGAGAUUUGCCAACGCGAGCAUCUGCCACUCACAUGUCAUCAUCUUAUCCCGCGGGCCAUUCACGCCAAGGCAGUCAAGCGUGGCUGGCACAAGGAGUGGGAGCUCAAUAAAGUGGCCUGGCUCUGUAGAGCCUGUCACUCGUAUGUCCAUCGAAUAGCGAGCAAUGAAGAGUUGGGCAAAGAACUUUACUCGGUGGAGUUGCUGAUGGAGCGGGAGGAUGUGCAGAAAUGGUCGAUAUGGGUUGGGAGGGUGAGAUGGAAGGCAAGAUAG
This is a messenger RNA of Cercospora beticola, 847 nucleotides long. Its product is annotated as HNH endonuclease. Lineage: Eukaryota; Fungi; Ascomycota; Dothideomycetes; Mycosphaerellales; Mycosphaerellaceae. The record is from RefSeq and is a predicted model, not a curated record.